Penicilliopsis zonata CBS 506.65 is the source of this 547-nucleotide messenger RNA. RefSeq lists its product as hypothetical. Bases 14 to 547 code for a protein of 177 amino acids. The record is from RefSeq and is a predicted model, not a curated record. Lineage: Eukaryota; Fungi; Ascomycota; Eurotiomycetes; Eurotiales; Aspergillaceae. The transcript has 3 exons.
GGUCUACCUAAUCAUGAAGCUCUACCAGAUCACCCUUGCUGCCACGGCUCUGCUGGCUCCUGUUUUCGCAACGAGCAUCAGCGAUCUGCCCACCUGCGCGCAAUCAUGCGCAACCAACGCAAUCCCCUCUUCUUGCAGUCUGAUUGACAUCAAGUGUAUCUGCGAGUCGGGUACAUUCAUCACUGACAUUGCCUGCUGCGUUGCUUCUUCCUGUGACUCGGCAGACCAGGAGAAAACAAUCGAAUACGCCGAUGAACUAUGCGGUAGCGCCGGAGUCAGCGACCUCCCCCAGUCUGCAACGUGCGCAACAACCGCCAACUCAACCACCACAGCGAGUACCUCUGGCGCAUCGGGCGUCUCCUCGAGCAACACCACCGUCAGCAGUACUACUACAGCGUCAGGCAGCUCAUCCAAUACCGCCCAGACUGCCAGUUCGGCUUCGACGGCCUCGGCCACCAGCACGGGAGGUGCGGCGCCCGUUUCGAUGAACAAGGAGAUGGUCAUUGUUGGUGUGGCGGGUGUGCUUGCCGCAUUGGCUUUGGUAUAG